Messenger RNA from Emiliania huxleyi CCMP1516, 1524 nucleotides. RefSeq lists its product as hypothetical. The record is from RefSeq and is a predicted model, not a curated record. NCBI's taxonomy places the organism in Eukaryota, Haptophyta, Isochrysidales, Noelaerhabdaceae. The coding region runs from base 1 to 1524 and encodes 507 amino acids. The transcript is spliced from 11 exons. Gene Ontology annotation, biological process: maturation of SSU-rRNA from tricistronic rRNA transcript (SSU-rRNA, 5.8S rRNA, LSU-rRNA). Gene Ontology annotation, cellular component: small-subunit processome; nucleolus.
AUGCUGCCGCUGCCCCUCGUCGACAAAAGCUCCGCGCAACGUGUGCGAAAAAAGAAAAAGUACCUGCUCGGCGCCCGUGGCGCUGCGGCGGCGCGCAAGGGUGUUGGUAAAAGCGCCAAAGAGCUGGCGGACAAGGAGGUGUUUGCCAAGAAGCCUUCCAGGGCGAGAAGGGGUGCUCCGAACAAGAGGGUCGAGACGUCAGUGGGAAACGCGUUCCGGCUGGUUGGCGGUUCGGACGACGACGAGGAGGCGCAGGCCUCGGAGGAUGAGAUGGGCGAGGAGGAGGACGCCUCGCGGGGCGGCUCCGCCCUCGGCGCCGGCUGGGGGCGCAAGAAGAACGCCUUUUACGGCGGGGAUGACGCCGCCGACGCCGACUCGGACGAGGAGGGGUCGAUGGACGAGGAGGACGAGGGGCGGGCGGAGCGGCUGGAGCACGCGGAGAGGCUGGAGCGGGACCUCUCUGCUUUGAGCGAGGCGGAGAAGGCGCGGCUGCUCGAGGCGGAGGCGCCCGAGCUCGUCUCGCUGCUCGACGACUUCAAGGCCAUCGUCCCCGACGUGCGCGAGCGCCUCGAGCCGCUGCUGCUCGCGGUGCGGCAGCGCCAGCUGCCUGCGAGCCCGGGCGUGGCGCUGCUGCAGCUCAAGCUGCAGCUGCUGCUCUCGUACUGCACCAACAUCGCCUUCUACCUGCUGCUCAAGGCCUCGGGCAGGCCCGCGAUGCGCUACCGCGUGCAGAAGCUGCUCCAGACCGCCGCCGACGGCGCCACCGCCGCGCCGACCGACGCGGACGCGGACGAGCUGCGCCACAAGCCGAACCCGCAGGCCCUCCUCGCCGACGGCGAUCUCGACGACGAUGCCGCCGGCGCCGGCGGAGGCGGAGGCGUCUACAAGCCUCCCCGGCUCGCUGCGGUGCCGUACGAAGAGGAGCGCGGCGCGGGCCGGCGCGAGCGGCAGCGCGAGCGCGCCGUGCGCGAGCUGCGCGAGGAGUUCUCGAGCGCGCCGCGCCAGAUCCACGCCGACGACUUCGGCUGCGGCCACGCGGCGGACUCUGCCGCUGUCUCCAAGCUGCGGCACGAGGAGGCCGAGGUGCGCGCGUACGAGGAGGCAAACUUCUCUCGGCUCGCCCUCUCCAAGGAGCAGAAGCGCGAGCUGCGCCGGAGGCACGCGGCGGUCGAGCGUGGCGACGAGCUCUCGCAGUUCGACGACGACUUCUCGCACCUCUACUCGGCGGGCGACAUGGCGGGCGACGGCGACAAGCGCGAGGCUGGCCGGCAGAUCAUGAAGAACCGCGGCCUCACGCGCGAGCGCAAGAAGAUCGACCGCAACCCGCGCGCCAAGAACCGCGAGAAGUACCGCCGCGCCGUCAUCAAGCGCAAGGGCCAGGUGCGCGACGCAAAGGCGCAGGAGGGCGCGUACGGUGGCGAGAGCUCAGGCAUCAACCAGAACUUGGCUGCGGGCCUGGCGGAGGCCUUCAGAUUUGCCGUCGUCGCUCCCGCGGACACAUUGGAAUGUGUGUCUCACGUGUGA